UUUUAUGUGAACAAGUGAGAAUUACCUCUAUUAUAAGUAUUAGCUAGAUAAUAAUAAAUUGAAGAUGAAAAUUUCUGUAUCAAACCUUAUACCCCAGCGGUACGUUUUAGGACUUAUGGGGUUCUUUGCCACAUUUACAAAUUACACCCUCAUGGUGGUACUGAAUAUUGCGAUAACACAGAUGGUACCAGCAUUACAUACUCGUGGUGAUCCUAAUACAUGUGCCACAAUAAAAGUUAACAAUACCCUUUUGGGUCAGUUAGAACACAAAAAAGAAACAUACGAUUGGAACGAAAGUACCAAAGGGAUCAUUCUCAGCGCAUACUUUUGGGGUUAUAUAUUUACCCAUAUACCUGGAGGAAUGCUAGCAGAACGAUUUGGAGGAAAGCAUACUCUUUUAAUUGGAAUUCUAAUAGCUUCAGUAAUCACGUUUAUCACCCCUUGGUUGACUGUUACAUCCAACGGUGACUGGAGAGUUGUGACAGCUUUGAGAUUUUUAAUUGGAUUUUCACAGGGGCCAAGCCAUCCGGCAAUUAAUUCACUUCUGUCAAAAUGGGUACCGUUAUCAGAAAGAGCUAAAUUGGGGACGUUGGUAUUUUCAGGAUCUUUAAUUGGAACAAUCAUAACCAAUCUAGUGAGUGGUGCUUUAAUAAAGGCAACAGGCAACUGGAGUUCAUGUUUCUACUUCUUCGGUAGCGGAGGGGUUAUAUGGUGUAUUUUAUGGCAACUUCUGUGCUAUUCAGAACCAAGCACACAUCCAUUUAUAACUGAAAAAGAACUCGAAUAUUUAAAAACCAAAAUAGAUUCAGUUACAACAAAGAGACAACCUACUCCAUGGAAGGCGAUCUGGACAUCCCCACCGAUAUGGGCCUUGGUGGCAGCACAACUAGGUCACGACUGGGGAUUUUUUACGUUGCUCACUGAUCUACCUACUUAUAUGAGCGACGUUUUAAAAUUUAGUAUUGUAGAUAACGGAAUCUGGAAUUCGAUUCCCUAUCUGGUAAUGUGGAUCUGUUCAAUGUUCUCAGGAUGGUUGUGUGACUUUCUUAUUACUAGGAAAUAUUUGAAAAUUAGUUUUGCGAGAAAAUUAUUUACCAUAAUCUCUUCUAUGGGACCUUCAGUAUUUUCAAUGGCUGCCUCCUACUCUGGAUGUGAUAAAAAUCUAACUGUUACCAUGUUUACCUUAGCCAUGGCUUUCAAAGCAACCUUUUAUUGUGGAUUUAAAGUAAAUGCAUUAGAUCUUGCGCCAAACUAUGCAGGAAUUGUUAUGGCAGUUGUUAACGGCUUGGGAGCUAUAGCAGGUGGAAUAGCACCAUUUUUGGCAGGAGCUCUAACAGAAAAUCAUACAUUAUUGGAAUGGAGAACUGUAUUUUGGAUGACGUUUGGCUGUUAUACCAUUACAACAGUUAUCUACUGUAUAUGGGGUACUGCUGAAAUACAACCAUGGAAUGAUCCUGAAAAAUAUAGGAUGAUGAAGAAAUUUUCAAAUACUAGUUCCAAUUUCACAAAUGAUGAUAUUCAGACAACAGAAAAAACGGAAAAUGUGUAAACAUAUAUACAGAUUAUUAUUUUAAAAGUAUUUUAAACAUUCAAGAUUAAAUGCUUAGUUUUCUACGUAGCACUAAUUAUAUAUUUAUGAUACUAUAUUUUGCCUUGCAUUCU
Diabrotica balteata is the source of this 1662-nucleotide messenger RNA. Lineage: Eukaryota; Metazoa; Arthropoda; Insecta; Coleoptera; Chrysomelidae. The record is from the annotation of a GenBank genome assembly.